CCAAGUAUCCAACGUUAGCCAAAUGAAAAAAAGGAAACACAAAAACAAAAACAUAACAUAAACCCUCCCAAUCCCAUUCCAAAGUCUAAGGAACGGUUAUCCCUCACAAACCGCCGGCUGUCUCAGAAAGUGAAAAUGAAGAGAAUGAUAGCCUUGGGGUUUGAGGGUUCAGCGAACAAGAUUGGUGUUGGGGUAGUGACCUUAGAUGGCACAAUUCUUUCAAACCCACGGCACACAUACAUCACUCCUCCUGGCCAAGGCUUUCUUCCCAGAGAGACAGCACAGCACCACCUCCAACACGUUCUUCCCCUUAUCAAAUCCGCUUUGGAAACUGCACAAAUCACUCCACAUGACAUUGACUGCCUCUGCUACACCAAGGGUCCUGGCAUGGGAGCUCCUCUGCAAGUCUCUGCUAUUGUUGUUCGUGUGCUUUCGCUUCUUUGGAAGAAGCCAAUUGUUGCUGUCAAUCACUGUGUUGCACACAUUGAGAUGGGAAGGAUUGUUACCGGCGCUGAUGACCCCGUUGUCUUGUAUGUCAGUGGUGGCAACACUCAAGUCAUUGCUUACAGCGAGGGGCGUUAUCGAAUCUUUGGAGAGACCAUCGACAUUGCUGUGGGGAAUUGCUUGGAUCGCUUUGCAAGGGUCUUGACACUUUCCAAUGAUCCUAGCCCCGGAUAUAACAUUGAGCAGCUUGCGAAAAAGGGAGAGAAGUUUAUCGACCUGCCUUAUGUUGUCAAAGGGAUGGAUGUAUCUUUUAGUGGGAUAUUGAGCUAUAUUGAAGCAACUGCUGCUGAAAAGCUAAAGAAUAAUGAGUGCACGCCUGCAGACUUGUGCUACUCUCUGCAGGAGACAUUGUUUGCCAUGCUUGUGGAGAUAACGGAGCGGGCUAUGGCUCAUUGCGACACAAAAGAUGUUCUUAUAGUUGGUGGUGUAGGUUGCAAUGAGCGGUUGCAAGAGAUGAUGAGGACCAUGUGCUCUGAACGUGGUGGAAGAUUGUUUGCUACUGAUGAUAGAUAUUGCAUUGACAAUGGAGCAAUGAUAGCUUAUACUGGUCUCCUUGAAUUUGCUCAUGGCGCAUCAACUCCACUAGAGGAUUCUACAUUCACCCAGCGGUUCCGGACAGAUGAAGUGAAAGCAAUAUGGAGAGAAGCAAAUCUGGCAAAAUUGAAUGGGCUUGCAGAGAAGAGCACUUGAUUUGUCAUUCUUGAGGUCUGAGUGCUCAUUUGUGACUAAGUACAAAAAGAACAUGUGAUUACUUGAUAUUCAAAUCAUCCUCCUUCAAGCUGGAGGUGGUACCCAAGGACCUUGAGAUUUAUUCAGUCACAUGAUAAAUUUACGUAUGAAGAGAAACACGUCAAUAUGUUUGAUAUUUUGUUGUAUUAUUCAGUGGUGCUGCAAUAAUGGCAUCCACGCCAAGAUGUUGUGUAUCAAUGACAUUGGCUUUGUACCAAUGUCAAUGGGAAGCUUUUGCAGUGCGUCCUGGUGUGAGUGAUUUGCAGUAGCUCUUUUGUCUCUUGUAGUCCUAGGACAUGUAGACUUGUCUAAAACUUAACCAUUUAAUAUCUGUGUUUACUAAAGUAGUCAAUCUUUAGACUUUUUUUU
Messenger RNA from Glycine soja, 1602 nucleotides. Its product is annotated as probable tRNA N6-adenosine threonylcarbamoyltransferase. The transcript is spliced from 5 exons. Gene Ontology annotation, cellular component: EKC/KEOPS complex; cytoplasm. Gene Ontology annotation, biological process: tRNA threonylcarbamoyladenosine modification. The record is from RefSeq and is a predicted model, not a curated record. Bases 136 to 1194 code for a protein of 352 amino acids. NCBI's taxonomy places the organism in Eukaryota, Viridiplantae, Streptophyta, Magnoliopsida, Fabales, Fabaceae.